AUGGUGAUGCGCGACCUCGGGGCCUGGUCCCUCACCUGCACAGCCUUCCGCACGCUCUGCAGCGCCGAGACCAAGUGUCGCCACUUGUGCCUGGCCGCCAGCCCGGUCCUGUUCGGCCUCGGCCUCUCGCCCCUCUACGCUGCGCCUUCACCGCCACAGCUCGUUCACGGUUUUAACUCCGAUGCCGACUCACCCACGAGUUUUAACUCCGAUCACUGCUGGUGGCAGUUGCGCGCUCGGCUGCUGGUGGCCCGGCCCCACCGGCUCACGGGCCAGCGCGAGGUCCAUCCGACCGUAGGCCGCGACGCCGUUCGUCGGCUCGAGCCGCGAGACGCUGGCCGAGGCCUUUGCAGAGGUGGCGCGCGCCACCAUGGACCAGCCCCUCGUUUCGAUCGAAGAAGAAGAAAAGCGUUUCAUGGCGGCGGUUGUGUGGCCAGGAUCAACUUUGGCGACGAGCCCUUUGUGUUCGAUGUCAAGACCUUCGUUGAGCGGAAGCGCGCCGGCCUGUUGGCCACCCUUCCACACCUGCGGCUCACCGGGAGCUGGGAGGCCGCAGCCCCCAAGCAUUGUUGA
Molecule: messenger RNA, 573 nt
Organism: Acanthamoeba castellanii str. Neff
Lineage: Eukaryota; Discosea; Longamoebia; Acanthamoebidae
Exons: 3
Coding region: 1-573 (190 amino acids)
Source: RefSeq, a predicted model, not a curated record